AUGUCUCACGCGUUGGAAGACAAGGCUUUGCACCAACUACAGCAAGAACAGUCCAGGCUCCUGGACAAGAUUGACGAGCUGCGCACCAUUGGCGUCGGUGGCCUUGUAGAACUCCCCCAGUUGAUAGUCUGUGGCAACCAGUCGAGUGGGAAAAGUUCCGUUCUCGAAGCCAUCUCGCGCGUGCGGUUCCCCGCGAAAAGUAAUGUCUGCACGCGAUUUGCGACCGAGGUCAUCCUGCGACGUAGUGCAGCAUCAUCUAAGAUCAAGGUAUCCAUCGAGCCCGGUCCUUCGCGCACGGACGAGCAGGAACGACGGCGACUCCGGAGCUUUGUCUAUAAGGACUUCUCUAACGGCAAUGACCUGCCUGCCCUAAUCGAGAAGGCUAAAGAGCACAUGGGAAUCAGAAUCACGGAGUUGGUUACUGCAGGCUUCAGCGAUAACAUGCUCAAGGUCAAAAUUUCAGGGCCAGACAAACCGGAGUUGACUCUGGUGGAUCUGCCAGGCCUCUAUUACUCCACGAGCCAGGAGCAGGGCUUGCAAGGUAUUUGGAUCUGCGAAACGGAUUACCAUCUUCAGGAGGUCCUGAACCUGGCGGAACGAUUUGAUCCAAAUCGCGAGCGCACACUCGGAAUCAUUACUCAACCUGAUAUCCUCGAGGCAAACUCCGAAGACGAAGAAACCUAUCUGCACUUUAUCAAGAAUAAAAAAGUUCAUCUAGAGCUAGGCUGGCAUGUCUUACGCAAUCGAUCGUUCGAGACCAGGGAUAUCUCGGACGACGCACGCGACGAGAUGGAAAAGGCCUUCUUCAACCAGGGACGAUGGACGUCGCUCUCACGGGAGUGUGUCGGCAUUGAGAGUCUACGCCGUCGCCUUAGCAGUAUAUUGCUCAAGCUCAUCCGUCGGAAUCUCCCAGAACUGACCGCAGAGAUCCAAGACAAGGUCUCUGAUCGACAGCGGCAACUCUCGAAAAUGGGGCCUCCUCGGUCCACUCUUCAGCAGCAGAGGGGUUACCUUCUCAACAUCAGCAGUAACUUUGAGCGCAUCACUGUGCAAGCUUUGAAUGGGAUAGCUGUUAUCCGGCAGCUGAAUGAAUACUUCGCGGACGCAAUGGCCAUUCGAGGCUGCCGCAGGAAAAUUGUCGACAGUCGCCCAUUUCUAAGCAAAGAUGACCUCCAAGUUGCUUCUGGGAAGCCUUACAUGGACGACUGGAAACCGGAAUAUGUGGAGCGCAGUUCUCUCGAAGCAGAGGUCAGCAAGCAAGCACGCAACAACAGAGGCAUUGAGCUGCCCGGGAAUGCGAACCAGCUUCUCGUGGGAAGCCUUUUUCGCGACCAGUCCAAACCAUGGGAAAUGCUUGCGAAGGAACACUUAAUGAAGGCCUGGGAGUCGGCAAGAUAUUUCGCAUUACUCCUUCUACAACACAUUACCGACGACCAUACCUACUCCUUACUGGUCAGCUUCGUCAUCGACGCCGAAUUUGAAAAGUUGAAGCAAUCAUUGCUUGGAAAGCUUGACGAGCUGACCGCAUAUACGAAGCCAGGCCACCCAUUGCCCGUGGGCAAGAGCUUUCUCUCCCAGAUUCAAAAGGCCAGAAGCAACCGUCAGCUAGAGUCACGAAGAGCAAAUCUCCGGGCCAGUGGUUUCGAGGAAAAGGGGGAAAAGCUAUUUACAAUGACAGACCUCGAGCAGGCCACAUCGUGGACGGAAUCUUCCCGCGAUGAAUUCGCAGCCGCCGAGAUCAUCGACCAGAUGCAAGCGUAUUAUGAGGCGAGAAGCGAGCUCGACAAAUUGCAAGCCGGCCUACGAGCUCUCAACGUCUUCAACAUCCAGAAGCCGUCAUUGAGUAGUCCAUCCCUAUUCGUAAAAAAGGCGGCUGCAGGACCAUCGCACGGUAUAAGUCCUUCCGCCGAUAAAAGCCGUCCAGGACCAACAAUACCAUCAUCCAAUGGAAAACCCUUCACCGUAACCGAGUGGACCGCGGCCUUUCAAUCUCCUGGACAACACCUAAACCACCCUCUGUACUUGAUUCGGCCCGGGAUUCACCAGUGA
This is a messenger RNA of Aspergillus thermomutatus, 2049 nucleotides long. RefSeq names its product putative dynamin GTPase. The coding region runs from base 1 to 2049 and encodes 682 amino acids. Gene Ontology annotation, cellular component: membrane; cytoplasm; microtubule. The transcript has 6 exons. NCBI's taxonomy places the organism in Eukaryota, Fungi, Ascomycota, Eurotiomycetes, Eurotiales, Aspergillaceae. Gene Ontology annotation, molecular function: microtubule binding; GTP binding; GTPase activity. The record is from RefSeq and is a predicted model, not a curated record.